GCAGAGGGAAGGCGGGAGGGUGCGCCGCGGAGCCUCCUGCGUGCUCACUUGCUCCCUCCCUCUGCCGGUGGGUUAGUCAGUCAGUCAGCUCGCCUGCAGCCGCGGGCCGCGAGUCGCAGAGGGCCGGAGCCCUGGACGCCGGCGCCUCCUCCUGCCAUUGUUCAUCCGACAGCUGCAGCAGCGGGCGGGCGCAGGACCCCGGGCCCGGGAGCCGCGGCAACAUCAUGACAACAGAGAAGAGUUUAGUGGCCGAGGCUGAAAAUUCACAACACCAACAACAGAAGGAAGAGGGCGAGGGAGCUACGAACUCAGGCCAGCGAGAGACUCAGCGGGAAGAGGCUUCCCAAGCAGCAGCCGAGGGAGAGCAUCCGUGUGAGCAGAAGCUGAAGACAUCUAAUGGAGACACUCCCACGCGUGAAGACUUGACCAAGAACAAGGAGCGGACCUCGGAGAACAGGGGCCUGUCACGGCUCUUCUCCUCCUUUCUCAAGAGGCCUAAAUCUCAGGUCUCGGAGGAAGAAGGCAAAGAGGUAGAGCCAGCUAAAGAGAAAGGUGAAGGAGGUCAGAAAGAAGCAGAAUUUGCCACCAGUCUUGAUGAAGAGAUCAUUUUAAAGGCCCCCAUUGCAGCCCCCGAACCUGAACUCAAAACAGACCCAUCCUUGGACCUUCACUCAUUAAGCAGCGCGGAAACACAGCCUGCUCAGGAAGAACAGAGAGAAGAUCCAGAUUUUGAAACUAAGGAAGAAGGAGGAGUGGAAGAGUGCUCUAAAACAGAAGCGAAAGAAGAAAGUCCUGAAUCAAAAGCAGAAAGAGAAAUAAAAGCUUCCCAUAAGUCGAUCAGAAGACACAGAAACAUGCAUUGCAAAAUUUCUUUGUUGGAUGACACAGUUUAUGAAUGCGUUGUGGAAAAACAUGCAAAAGGACAAGAUUUGCUCAAGCGAGUGUGUGAGCACCUCAAUCUGUUGGAAGAAGACUACUUUGGUCUAGCCAUUUGGGAUAAUGAAACCUCCAAGACAUGGCUGGACUCUGCCAAAGAAAUAAAAAAGCAGGUUCGUGGUAUCCCUUGGAAUUUCACAUUUAAUGUAAAGUUUUAUCCACCCGACCCAGCACAGUUAACUGAAGAUAUAACAAGAUAUUAUUUAUGUCUUCAACUUCGGCAGGACAUAGUUGCAGGACGUCUGCCUUGUUCCUUUGCAACCUUAGCAUUACUAGGUUCUUACACCAUCCAGUCUGAGCUGGGCGACUAUGACCCAGAGCUCCACGGUGCGGAUUAUGUUAGUGAUUUCAAACUGGCCCCAAACCAGACCAAGGAACUUGAAGAGAAGGUCAUGGAGCUGCAUAAAUCAUACAGGUCCAUGACUCCAGCUCAAGCUGACCUGGAAUUUCUUGAGAAUGCCAAAAAGUUGUCCAUGUAUGGUGUUGACCUCCACAAAGCAAAGGACUUGGAGGGAGUGGAUAUCAUCCUGGGUGUCUGCUCUAGCGGCCUUCUGGUUUACAAAGAUAAGCUGAGAAUUAACCGCUUUCCUUGGCCCAAAGUGCUGAAGAUUUCUUAUAAACGUAGCAGCUUUUUCAUCAAGAUUCGGCCUGGAGAGCAAGAACAGUAUGAAAGUACCAUUGGAUUCAAACUCCCCAGCUACCGAGCAGCUAAGAAAUUAUGGAAAGUCUGUGUAGAGCAUCACACAUUUUUCAGGUUGACGUCUACAGACACCAUUCCUAAGAGCAAGUUUCUUGCCCUGGGAUCCAAAUUUCGGUACAGCGGCCGAACUCAGGCUCAGACCAGGCAAGCCAGCGCUCUGAUCGACAGGCCCGCCCCUCACUUCGAGCGUACAGCAAGCAAACGCGCAUCCCGGAGCCUUGAUGGAGCGGCCGUGGACUCAACGGACCGCAGUGCUCGGCCCACUUCUGCCCCAGCCAUCGCUCAGAGGCAGGACGUGGAAGGCAGUGUGCCGGGUGCCCCCGCCAAGAAAACGGGGGCUUCUAAAGAGCAGGAGGACACCGUGGAGGCUGAAGUGGAAAAGGAAGAAGUGCCCCCUGAGCCAGACGAGUCGGCGGCCGCGGAGAUAUGGCAGGAUUUAGAAAAAAGUCAAGAAGAGAUCAAAAAACAUCACGCCAGCAUCAGUGAGCUGAAGAAGAACUUUAUGGAGUCUGUACCGGAACCACGGCCUAGCGAAUGGGAUAAACGCUUAUCCACUCACUCCCCGUUCCGAUCACUUAACAUCAAUGGCCAAAUCCCCACAGGAGAAGGACCUCCCCUGGUGAAGACCCAGACUGUCACCCUCUCAGAUACUGCCGACGCCGUGAAGAGCGAGAUCCCCACCAAAGACGUCCCCAUCGUCCACACCGAGACCAAGACCAUCACCUAUGAGGCUGCUCAGACUGAGGACAGCAAUGGGGACUUGGACCCCGGAGUCUUGCUGACAGCUCAGACCAUCACGUCAGAGACCACCAGCAGCACCACCACAACUCAGAUUACUAAGACUGUAAAAGGUGGGAUAUCAGAGACCCGGAUCGAAAAGAGAAUUGUGAUCACAGGAGAUGCUGAUAUUGACCACGAUCAGGUCCUCGUGCAGGCCAUCAAGGAGGCAAAGGAGCAGCACCCAGACAUGUCAGUGACCAAGGUGGUCGUCCAUCAGGAGACUGAAAUCUCUGAGGAAUGAGCUCAGGAAUCGUUUACCCCCAACUCCCUGCCCGUCUCCCAUCCAUGAGAAAUGAUCAAGAAGCUAAACUGCAAUAGUCAGACUUCAGACUUGCAAGAUUAUUAUAAACCACCAGAAAAUUAAUUUCACUUUCUAUUUGGAGUUUAUACCAACAGAGUCUUCUAGACAUCACCGAUCCCUUUGAAUACCUUUUUCUAUAUUGUGAUACCAGAGAUUGUUCAACUUUUCACUGUCCGGACUGUUUUUAAAGAGCUUUUGGGGUUUUUAUGGGGUGGUUUGUAAUCCCUUCAUUCAGUCUAGCCUCUCCCCCUGUAUUUCCAACCCAGCUACUGACAGCGUCCGCAGAACUCCUCUGGAAAUCCUCCAAAGCCUCUGUCAGCUGUGUUGGGGGCCAAAGCCAGCUUAAUGGGGCUGCCCUGCUCCUCUCCCAGUUUUGUGCCCUUCGGAUGACAGCAGAGACUUCCAAAACCAGCCCUGUCUCGGAGCCAGCGAUGUGACGUUCCCAGAAUGGCAGGCAGGGUGCGGCCCUGAUCCACAGGCCCCAGGAAGAGUGCCCCUGUCCCUUUGCGGAGGUGGUUUUGGCGAGGCAGAGCCCUCUGCUGAGAAUGUAGUAUUGCUUUUCCUUCCUCCUGUUCUUUCUCUUCGGAGCUUCUUUAGAUCAAAGACGUAAGAAGCCGCUCAGCUGCAUCUGAUACUGUGAAUGUUCGAACAGACCCGUGGCCUUCACCGUCCUGCCCCACCCCCUCCUUCGACCUCGUCAGAAGCGGCGGCGGCUCUGCUGCGCGCUCCCCCACCUCCCGUCUCAGGAGACCCAGACUCACGGGAAACUGGGCACUUGUGGCCCAGAGCACUAGAGGCACAUUUUCCGUGGCGAUUAGGGCAAAGAGAGCGAAUGAGGGUUUUGAAAGGUUUUCUGGCUCUGGGGCUGCGCACCCCACACAGGGAUGGCGGGCUGUCCCUCGGGCGGAGCCUGCUAAGCAGCAUGUCCAGGUGCCUCCCCCGGGCCUCUUCCCUGAUCCUGGGUGAUCAGGAAUGUGACGCAGGGAGGAGGCUGGCAUCCUUGACCUGUCUUCUUACCACCAGCACCUGCCUGCAGGCACCCUUGUGGAGCAGGGCAGUUGGCUUCUAGGGGCCAUUCUGCCCACAAGACCCCACGUGCCAAGGGGGACAAGCACCAGCUCUGCCCACUCUCACUCCUCCCCGCCCCCCGAGGGCUGCCAGGGUUUGUGGGCUUGAUAUGUAUGGUGGACUUGGGUUUAAUUCUUUUGUUGUGGUUUGGUUUUGAAAAUGAGGGGUGAUGUCUCAGUUCCACCAUUCCAGGUACAGACUUGGGGGCACUUUUAUUCAGUGGGGCUUCUCUGAUCUUCCAGCUUGCUCCCACAAACAGAUCUGCCUGGAAGUCCUGAGAAUCCUCAUUCUGGGGCAGGUGUGAAUUCAUGAGGCGGGCGGGGCAGGGGGAGGGACACGGUUGGUCAGAGGCUGCAGUCCCCGGGGGCUGCAGGGCCGUUAGCAGGAGAGAGGCCUGCCCUUCUGCUCCCCGCAGUGGGAGCCCGCGGCGUGUGUCCAAAGCCUCUGCUGGCCGGGUUCUGCUCAGGCAGGCGCAGCUGGUUUGAACGUACUUCAGGUGUGUGCGUUUUUCUCUUAAUAGUGGUGUGAGAUUGUGAUUAAGCAACAGGCAGCUCUCUCCGGAGGGGGCUGGGGGUUCAGGAGGACCUCAGGUGGGACGCGUGGCCGGCUCGGGGAGGUUGUCCUGUCUCAGGAACAGACUUACAGCCUGUGGGCAUAGGUGUCGCUAUGGAUGGGGCUUUCUGGUUGGUGCCCAAGCCUGGGUGGUCCAGCUCACACCAAACAAGCCUAUGGGAGCUCACUUCCCAGUGGCGGGCAGUCCUGCCGAAAGCCCCCCGUGGCUCCCAGAGCUGGAACCUGCAGAACGAAGAGGGUGGGGGACAGGAAGCGAGCACAGCCCGCGCACUGGGAAUCUGGCAGACUGCAUAUUCCGUGCUGUCCAGACCAGCGUGGUGGCUCUCGGAGCAGGGGCCACACACCUGGGGGCCUCACCUUUCCCUCAGCUCUGCCACCAACUCGCCACCCUUCUCGCUGCCUCCUUUUCUGUGAACUGGACUGGAAGGUCUCCAACGCCCUUCCGGCGCUGAGAGGUUCUGACCUGGACUAGUAAGGGGCGGGGGGGUCCUUCCAAGCCUCUUCCCCUCUCCUCCUCCUCCUCUGGUAACAGACCUCGGGGUUUGGCAAUACUUUGGAUUUUUUCCUCCUGCGGGUGUGUGUGUGUGUGUGUGUGUGCACGCGUGAAGAAACACAGGCUCUGUCCGGGCGG
Molecule: messenger RNA, 4989 nt
Organism: Phyllostomus discolor (pale spear-nosed bat)
Lineage: Eukaryota; Metazoa; Chordata; Mammalia; Chiroptera; Phyllostomidae
Gene: EPB41
Product: erythrocyte membrane protein band 4.1
Exons: 18
Coding region: 225-2657 (810 amino acids)
Biological process (GO): cortical actin cytoskeleton organization
Cellular component (GO): cytoskeleton; plasma membrane
Molecular function (GO): structural molecule activity; actin binding
Source: RefSeq, a predicted model, not a curated record